Messenger RNA from Effrenium voratum, 1792 nucleotides. The record is from the annotation of a GenBank genome assembly. Lineage: Eukaryota; Dinophyceae; Suessiales; Symbiodiniaceae.
UGUUCCACCGCUUUCUCCGAAGUGUGGAUUCCUGGCCGUUGCGUCCGACGAGUAUAGCGAUGCCAGCGGAGGAGGGUGCGGAGGAGGAGCACGAAGAGGGUCUGCUGACAGGUCACGCAGGCACUGAGACCGAGGCCGCCGAGCCAGAGGAGACACCCAGAGAGGUUCCCAGCCCCAGCCUGCCCGGCUAUGAACGAGAAGGCGACCUGGAGACCCUGUCGGAGCUCUCCGAGGCGCCCACGGAGAACCUCGCAAAUCCAGGUUCCCAGAGCAGAUGGAAGCCGGACAUGGCCCUCUUCUACCCCCUGCUGCACUCAGGGAGACAGACUCGAUGCGAGGCGAUGCUGAACCUGCUGAACAACCUGCUGGGAGCAGGUCUGCUGACCAUGCCCAAGGCUAUGGCGGAGGCAGGGCUCAUCACUGGCCUGGCGGCUAUGGGUAUCGUGGCGGUGGCCAACAGGUAUACCUUGCUGCAGGUCCUAUGGAUGAGCCACUCGGUGCUGAGCAACGAGGAGUGCUCCUACCCAGAAUUGGGCAGGCACGUCUUUGGCCAAAAAGGCCUCAUUGCCGUGUUGGUGUCCUACCUGGUCUUCACCCUCGGCAUUUUGUCCUCGUACUUGAUUGUCCUUGUUGACCUCUUGGCGUUGACAGCUCUCCGCGGAGCUCCAAGGCUUCUGCUGGUCUUCUUCGCAGUGCUCAUGUGUACGCCAGCGGCACUCCUGAGGUCUUUGCGGCAUGUGGCGUUGGUGAGCGCGGUGUGCAUGCUAGGUGUGGGCUGCCUGGUGGUGGUCCUCACCUCUGUCUCUGUGCGCGACGUGCUCUCGGGGGACAUGGAGAACGCGCCGAUCGAAAUGGCCGGCAAUGCAGGCGAUGUGGACCUCUUCCGCGGAGAUCUCCGGAGAUUUCUGUCAGGCACCGCGCUCUUCUCCCUUCAGUUCUCAGUGCAGGCUGGUGGGAUCGAGGUGCUGAGCCGCGUGGACCACGGGCAGAAUGAGGAGGCGCCGAAUUCCAUGAGCUCCUUGCUGGCGGCGGAACGAAUCUCCGAGGUGGCCUUUACCUUGGCGCUCUUCCUGUCCGCGACCUUGGGCACGGCGGCCUAUCUCCGGUUCGGGGACAAAGUGGCCGGUAACGUCCUCCUGGACUUCAACCCCUCGUACGCCCCGCUGCUGGUGUCUUGGAUCUCCUAUGGCUUUGUUGUGGUGUGUUCCUUCGCCUUCAUCAUGGUCCCAUGCCGUUUGGCGGCGCUGGACGUCCUCGCACUGCGCCGUAGGGACAACCCCAGCAUCGAAUCCGUGCCGAAGGAGCGCUUCAUGUCACUCACUGCUGCGCUUCUCGGAGUUUGCGCGGUGGUUGCAUGGACGGUGACAGACCUCUCCCACGUUCUCAAGUUCGUUGGGGUUUGGGCGACGAUGGCGCUGGCCUUCGUGUUGCCCUGCUCCUUCCUCAUUGAGCUUCGACGGCGCCAGGAGGGCGUGUCGGUGUUUUCCUCUGCGAACCUCGUGGACCUGGUCUUGAUCGCCUUCGGGCUUUGUGUCGCUUGCGCGGCUUUGCUGGAUCUCUUCGCGCCUUCAACGCCGACGCCGCACCGUGUCUUUGUGCCGAACAUGGCGGAGGUUGGUGGGACCUUCCCGACCUCUCAAGUCGUCUUGGACCCUGACGCCUAGCCACUGGCUGCACGCCCCAGCUGGGCCACGCGUGCAGCCAUGAAGCGUCGAUGCUCACCGGUUCCACACACACCGCGGAGCCCGCAGAAAUGUGCUUCCGCAUUGGAAAGCGUGAUGUGCGCGCCGCA